This is a messenger RNA of Amphibalanus amphitrite, 1701 nucleotides long. Its product is annotated as ribosomal RNA small subunit methyltransferase NEP1-like. Gene Ontology annotation, cellular component: nucleolus; small-subunit processome. The coding region runs from base 362 to 1585 and encodes 407 amino acids. Lineage: Eukaryota; Metazoa; Arthropoda; Thecostraca; Balanomorpha; Balanidae. The record is from RefSeq and is a predicted model, not a curated record. Gene Ontology annotation, molecular function: rRNA (pseudouridine) methyltransferase activity; rRNA binding. The transcript is spliced from 4 exons. Gene Ontology annotation, biological process: rRNA base methylation.
CAGUUUAUUUAUACGUCCGUGGGGGAGGGAGGCCGAGAUUCGAGCGGUGAUUGGUCGAUUUUCCGCUAGCGCGCAAAUACUGCUCGCGGAACAAGAGUUUGAAUAAUCCUCUAUAAAUGUCUGCCAUACUUUUUGUAAUAAUGGCGCAGACGCAGAAGUGCGUUGAAGGUAUUUAAAAAAAAAGUUGGACGCAAGAGCCAAGCUGCUACGCGCCCUAAACCAAAACAACAACAACAACGUAUUUUUAAAAAUAUUUUAUAUUGAUAUUGAUGUUUAUUUCGUGUGACAGUAAUUGGCGUUUCCUGGAGUAGGUAUCAGUAUCAAAGAAUAAUUUCUGUUGAAUACUGGGUAGUGGUCAGUGAUGGAGUGGGAGUUGGACCUGCAACCUAUCGGCACUGUUCGAAGCUGUUUUUUGUGCAAAAAUGGCACACCAAGGCAACCGACCAUCGCUUCUAGCGCUCGAGGGCAGUUGAAGAUCAGGAAAGGCAUAUACAACAAUCCAGAACAUGCAUUGGAAGGACUUCGAGAUUUCAGCUAUGUGUGGCUCAUAUUUCUUUUUCAUAAGAACAAGUCCGGGAGGUUCUCAAAAGCCAAGGUAUCGCCUCCCAGAUUAAAUGGUGGCAGAAUUGGAGUGUUUGCAACAAGAUCACCAUACAGACUGAACCCCAUAGGGCUUAGUCUUGUGAAACUCGAGUCUGUGGAAGGCGACACGCUUCACUUCUCCGGUCACGACCUGGUGGACGGCACCCCAGUGCUCGACAUCAAGCCGUACAUCAGGGAGUACGACUGUCCGCCGGACGGGCCGGGAGGUGCCGCGUCCCCAGCCGAGCGCCCUCCGUCGGCCGGGGCCGCCGCGCCAGCAGCCGGUGACGGGUCGGCACCGCUGGCCGGUGUAGCGCCGCCCGAUGAACAGGCACUCGAAGACGAAGGAGACGACACCUCUGACCUCUCCAAAACUAUGGAUGGCCUGUUGUCACCGUCUGGCGAUGGUGUUGCUGAUGCGGAUGCCGUAACUGAGGUCGGACCUGAGGACAGCCGGUGUGAGCCCCACACUGUUCUCCAGUCAGUGAAGAGCAUGGCACAGUCGAGGAGCCCAAAUCCAGCUCAGCCCCAGCCUCCUGACAUCACGGCAGACCAGAGUGUAGCCAGUCAAUCACCGGCUGGUAGUCACGCGUCUGCAGAGGACUGCCCCGCCGCCCCUGAGCCGGCCGACAGCCGGGGCGGCGACACCUGGCUGUCGCGCCUGCAGCCCGAGCGGUGGACGGUCGGCUUCACGGCCUGGGCCGAGUCCCAGCUGCGCCGCUUCUCGGCCUCCGAGUCGGCCGGCGCGCACCGGCUGCUGUGCCUGCGCAGCGCGGCCGAGCUGCGCGCCGCGCUGGUCGCCCUGCUGACGGCCGACCCGCGCUCCGUCUACCGGCGCGCUCAGGACGACCAGCUGCUCUACCACCUGGCGCUGGACGCCAGCCACGUCACCUGCUGGUUCGACGCCUCGCGCCGGGUGGUGGAGGUGCUGCGCGUGCAGCCGCUCUCCGACAGUCCGCUGGCCAGUGUGGCGGCCGCAGCGGCCAGCCGCGACGACCACUAGGUCGGGCGGGCGGGCGGCGGGGGCCACCGGGGAUUGGUUAUCCGUCCUGUCGGUGGAUAGUUUGACGCAUUCACCAUGUCAUCGUGGUGUGUUUUCAAUACACCGAAUGAAGGGGA